Messenger RNA from Urocitellus parryii (Arctic ground squirrel), 1181 nucleotides. RefSeq names its product glial cells missing transcription factor 1 (gene Gcm1). The record is from RefSeq and is a predicted model, not a curated record. Gene Ontology annotation, molecular function: DNA-binding transcription activator activity, RNA polymerase II-specific; RNA polymerase II cis-regulatory region sequence-specific DNA binding. Gene Ontology annotation, cellular component: nucleus. Gene Ontology annotation, biological process: gliogenesis; regulation of transcription by RNA polymerase II; cell differentiation involved in embryonic placenta development. Lineage: Eukaryota; Metazoa; Chordata; Mammalia; Rodentia; Sciuridae.
UGUCUACAUCUGGAUAAGAAGUCAGAAGCCUCUGAAAACAAUCUUCUGUUUAUGUUGCUUGAAUAGGCUAAUCCACCUAUUUCAACCUUUGAGAGCAAAUUCUCAAGGUCAAAUUGAAGGAAAUUGAAUAGAGGAAAACGUGUGGGUGACCUGACUUUAUCAUGGAACCUGAAGACUUUGAUUCUGAAGACAAAGAGGUGUUAAACUGGGACAUUAAUGACAUGAAACUGCCACAGAAUGUGAAAAAGACUGACUGGUUCCAGGAGUGGCCAGAUUCCUAUGUGAAGCACAUCUACAGCUCAGAGGACAGGAAUGCACAGCGGCACCUGAGCAGCUGGGCCAUGCGCAACACGAACAACCACAAUUCUCGCAUCCUCAAGAAGUCCUGUCUGGGUGUGGUGGUGUGCGGCCACAACUGCUCUACCAAGGAGGGGCGCAAGGUCUACCUGAGACCUGCGAUCUGUGACAAAGCCCGGCAGAAGCAGCAGAAGAAAAGUUGUCCCAACUGUAAUGGGCCUUUGAAGCUGAUUCCUUGCCGAGGCCAUGGGGGCUUCCCCGUCACCAACUUCUGGAGACACGAUGGACGCUUCAUAUUCUUCCAGUCAAAGGGAGAGCAUGAUCAUCCAAAGCCAGAAACCAAGUUAGAAGCUGAGGCAAGAAGAGCAAUGAAGAAAGUGCAUGGGGCACCUGCCUCUGUCUCCCUAAAGCUGAAGGGGAACCCAGGAUCCAAGUCUCUUCCAGGUGAAACACAAAGUCAGGGAAGUUUACCUUUAACUUGGUCAUUCCAGGAAGGUGUCCAAUUGCCUGGCAGUUACAGUGGACAUUUAAUAGCUAACACUCCCCAGCCGAAUUCACUGAAUGAUUGCUUAUCCUUCUCCAAGAGUUAUGGUUCAGGGGGAACCACUGAUCUGGCAGACCCGACUUCUACCUUAGACCCCACUAAGCUGUAUGAAAAAUGCAGAUUUUCCAGUAAUAGGAUCUACAAUAAUGGUUCCUGGCUACAGCUCUACAGAUGUUUGCAGGCAGCCGAUGUGAGAUCCUUUUCCAAAGCAAGGUUACUGCGCAGAUUUCGAGGAGUCCUUAAGGUAGGUGAGGAAGAUGUGCCUGUUGGCAGCUCCCAGAGCACCUCUCUGGCUGCCACUGUGCUGCUCUGCUCUGUGCCAUCAGCGCCCACUCACUGA